Rana temporaria (common frog) is the source of this 3874-nucleotide messenger RNA. RefSeq names its product polypeptide N-acetylgalactosaminyltransferase like 6 (gene GALNTL6). The transcript is spliced from 12 exons. NCBI's taxonomy places the organism in Eukaryota, Metazoa, Chordata, Amphibia, Anura, Ranidae. Gene Ontology annotation, cellular component: Golgi apparatus. The record is from RefSeq and is a predicted model, not a curated record. The coding region runs from base 1072 to 2994 and encodes 640 amino acids.
ACCCUCGGAGACAGGAGAAGCAGCAUCCUCUGAGCAGCAUCCUCUGAGCAGCAUCCUCUGAGCUGAGCAUCCUCUGAGCUGAGCAUCCUCUGAGCUGAGGAGCAGAGCCAGCUGCCUGAGUAUUUAGUCCCAGUGUUCAUAUCCCCACCUCCCCCUUCCUCCACUCCUACAUCAGCCUCCGUGUCUCAGCAUCAGCAUCAGCAGCAGCAAUACGGAGACAAGUGGAGUGAGCCUGCUGAUCGCACACAGCACAGCACCGAGCAAGUGAUCGGCAGCCUCCAACAUGUCAUAUCCAACCGCUGAGAUCACUUGAAAAGUUGGGGGGACGCAAGUGAACCUGGAAGUUGUCGGAUCGCCUCUCCUGCUGAUGAUCGGAGGCUUCUUCCUGACGCUGUCAAAGGCUUGGUGUGGAAGGAGAUGAUUUGUGUGCUGCUUGCUGGUUCCAUGGACUGUGCAGCGUGACAGCAUCGCCUCGAUCCUCCCUGCACCACCUCCUCCUCCUCAUCAUCAUCCUCAUCAUCAGUCCUCCUCCUCUCCAGCUUGUUUAUAGAGCAGAGUGGGACUGGGAGGGAUUGGAAGCGCCGGUAUACAGCUCAUCCACGUGUUUUCCACCAGUAGGGACUGGAGUUCUGCACACAUCUGCCUCUGUGUACUGGGAGAGAGAGAUAGGAGGAUCUCAUUGUGUCUCACGAUCUGAAGAUAUUGUCGGGGAUCGAUCAGGGCAUUGUGUGCUAUUGUCGGCUGCUUGUGCCCUGCACCGAUGGGCACAGGGAUCUAUUCAAAGUAGGGAGUGCUGUCCAGGACAACUCUUUGCUUUGUAGUUCAUCUACCUGCUUAGGAUCUUCUUCUUGACAGGUUGGCAAAAAGCAAUGAAACUUUAGAAUGUAUUGUAAACUCUCUCUUUCACCUGCACCAUCCCAAAAAAAAACUUUGACACUGGCUGUCCCAUUAAAAAGCUGAGAUCUGAUUGGCUUGCCACCAAGCACUGAUACACGUGGCUUUUUCUUAUAAAGGGAAUUAUUUUAUUAUUUUAUUUGCCAAGGAUGUCACCUAAUUGAUUGUGGAUCUCAAAUGUACAAAAAAAGCUUCCCCUGGUUCACCCAACUGCUAAAAGUUGGCUGCUCCCCAUCUUCUGGGAAAUCUUUGUGGAUUAUUCAAGUUCAACGACCAUUGGCACACUUUUCUACUGCCAUGAAGAGGAAGCAGAAAAGGUUCUUUCAGAUGGUUUUGCUCUUUACUGUGGCUUUAAUUUUCCUGCCCAAUAUUGGUCUUUGGUCGUUAUAUAAGGAGAAACAGCUCAUGAAAUCCACGGAUGGAGCAGAUCAGGGUUUUUCUAUCGGACUUAAUGAUGCUCAGCUCUACACAUGGACAGAUGGCCUUAGAAGGAAGGACUGGCAUGACUAUGACAACAUUCAGAAGGAUGCACUGCGCUCAGGCAAAGGUGAACAUGGGAAGCCAUAUCCUGUCAGUGAACUGGAUCAAGAUGACACGGCUUAUAGAGAAAAUGGCUUUAAUAUAUAUGUUAGUAAUAAUAUCGCCUUGGAGAGAUCCUUGCCUGACAUACGACAUCCUAAUUGCAAGCACAAGUUUUAUUUGGAAAAACUACCAAAUACGAGCAUUAUUAUUCCAUUUCACAAUGAAGGGUGGACAUCUCUACUUAGGACCAUACACAGUGUGAUUAACAGAACUCCAGACAGUCUCAUAGAAGAAAUUAUCUUGGUGGAUGACUUCAGUGACAGAGAACAUCUCAAGGAAAAAUUGGAGGAAUAUAUGUCAUACUAUUCAAAAGUGAGAAUUAUACGUACUAAAAAACGAGAGGGACUGAUCCGUACUCGACUGUUGGGAGCAUCUGUUGCUAAAGGAGAAGUGUUAACUUUUCUGGACUCUCAUUGUGAAGUCAAUGUCAACUGGUUACCACCUUUACUUAAUCAGAUUGCUCUGAACCACAAAACAAUUGUGUGUCCCAUGAUAGAUGUCAUUGACCACAAUCACUUUGGAUAUGAAGCUCAAGCAGGAGAUGCUAUGAGAGGAGCCUUUGACUGGGAGAUGUACUAUAAACGAAUCCCAAUUCCUCCGGAGCUACAAAGAACAGAUCCCAGUGAGCCUUUUGAAUCUCCUGUGAUGGCCGGUGGACUGUUUGCUGUGAGUCGGAAAUGGUUUUGGGAACUGGGUGGCUACGAUCCUGGCUUAGAAAUCUGGGGAGGAGAGCAAUAUGAGAUAUCCUUUAAGGUGUGGCUGUGUGGAGGACAAAUGUUUGAUGUCCCAUGUUCCAGAGUUGGCCAUAUCUACAGAAAGUAUGUGCCUUACAAAGUUCCAACAGGGACAAGCCUUGCGAGGAAUCUGAAACGUGUGGCAGAGACGUGGAUGGAUGAGUAUGCCGAGUAUAUUUAUCAGAGAAGACCUGAAUACCGACACCUCUCUACCGGAGAUCUCUCGUCCCAAAAAGAACUACGCAAACACCUGAAAUGCAAAGACUUCAAAUGGUUCAUGUCUGAAGUAGCAUGGGAUAUACCAAAGUACUACCCACCAGUGGAGCCUCCACCUGCAGCCUGGGGCGAGAUACGAAAUGUGGCCUCUAACCUCUGCAUUGACAGCAAACAUGGAGCUACUGGAACAGAACUCAGAUUAGACACCUGUGUCAAAGAUGGCUCUGAAAGGACAUGGUCACAUGAACAGCUCUUCACCUUCGGAUGGAGAGAGGACAUCCGUCCCGGGGAGCCGCUUCACACAAGAAAAUUCUGCUUCGAUGCGAUUUCUCGUAAUAGUCCUGUCACCCUUUAUGACUGUCAUGGAAUGAAGGGAAAUCAGCACUGGAGCUAUAGAAAGGACAAGACUUUGUUUCAUCCCGUUAGCAACAGUUGUGUCGACUGCAACCCAGCCGAAAAAAAGCUCUUCAUGAACAGAUGUGACCCACUGUCUGAAACGCAGCAGUGGAUUUUCGAACACAUUAAUAUGACAAUUUUACAGAAAUUUAACAUCUACAACAACUCAUAGAGAUCAACAAAAUCAUCUCUCCAACAGCAGAGUAUCAGCGGGCUGCGAGAGUCAGUGGUUUUUGAUAUGUGAGAUCCCUCUUCCUCUUGUGAGGAUAUUAUCAAAUGAUGCCACACACAAGCUAGAGCUAUGAGAUGUCAUUGAAUCCAAAGACCUUGGAUGGGAAUGAGAGAUGAUGCCGCUGCGGAGAACUUCAAAAAGAAUUUCCUUGCUGGUUCAAGGGCAGAUAACCUUUGGAAUAAUAUUCUAUGCUACCACAGUGAAAUGCAUUUUUAAUCUUACUCAGGACACUUCCUGCUGUAGUGUGUAGCUGUGAAUGGCAAGUAGUGGAAAUGUUCUUCCUUUUUUUUUUUUUUUUUCUUUUUUUUUUUCUCGUGGGGGGAAGUCGGGAAUGGACUGCAUGAGAAACAAGAGACUUUUAAAGCACCAAUCUUGGACUGCAGACUGACACAAGCAGGAUCAUCGGUUGACAAGCUGAUUAGGAUGUUCCUUUUCAUAUAAUAAGGAGGUUAACAGGUUUAAUCUCUAGAUAACUGCAAACACUUUUAGAAAGCACCCAGUACCUCUCCACUCUGGUCAUGGUAUCAGAGUCUUGGAUAAUAUGGAAGAAGGACACUUUGGUGUAGCAUGAAGUAGACUGUAACCUGAUGAAUAAUAUUCUUCUUUCAUUAUUAUUUUCUUUUUUUAUUGACAAAAAAACACAAAUAGAAUAAAAUAAUAUUGUACAAUAAAACUGGCUGAUAUAGUGGUCAGUGUUUUCCAACAGGUAAACAUGUUGUCAGUCACUUUGUAAAAUGGGGUUGCAAACAGUCUUUUUUCUGGGCCAGUUUAAAGUGUUACUAAACCCACAACAGUAAAAUCAGUCUGUAUAUGCAGUAAA